AUGCGACUUUCAUUGGCUGCUUUGGCAGCAAUCAGUGUUUCGCUAGUUCAAGCCAUCACAAAACGGCAGUCAUUCGAAGACAAUAGUGCUGAGUAUGUUUUUCCUAUCGGCUCCCCGGGCUUCUACAAUGGGAACUCCAGUGCGGCAGUGACCAUCGAUCAACACUCCAUUCUCCUCGAUGGAAAACGCAUUAUGGUAUUCUCGGGGGAGCUUCACCCCUUCCGUCUCCCAGCACCUGAGCUGUGGUAUGACGUUUUACAAAAAUUCAAAGCAGCUGGAUUCAACGCGUUGUCUGCCUACUGGCACUGGGGUCUUUCUGCGCCAAACGCCAAUCAAGUCCGCUUCACAGAACACAAUGAUUUGACCAAGUUCUACACCGUCGCGAAGGAAGUUGGCAUACUAGUCAUCGUUCGGCCUGGACCGUAUGUAAACGCGGAAACGGCUGCAGGUGGCAUACCUGGUUGGGCAACAAACAUCCCAGGAUUAGCACGCACCAACCAAACAUUGUAUCGAGCCGCAUGGGAACCAUACGUCCGGGCUUUCGCGGAGGCCACUGCUCCCUUUCAGUACCCCGAUGGACCCGUUAUCGCCGUCCAAAGCGAGAAUGAAUAUCUGACCAGUGCGACCGCGCACAUCGCUGGUCUCAACGAACACAUGCAAGACAUCAUCAAUGUCCUUCGAGCUGGCGGAAUCACCAAAGUACCAACAAUUCACAACGACCGCAAUGCUGCGGGUCAAUAUGCGGGGCCUGGGCUAGGCAAGGUUGAUCUCUAUGGAAGCGACUCUUACCCGUUGGGCUUCGAUUGCGACAAACCAGAGGUUUGGUCUGAGCUGACUACUCAAUUGGACACCAGUCACCAGAGAUGGAACCCCGCUGAACCACUCGCGCUUUUUGAAUGGCAAGGUGGCGCGUUUUCGUACUGGAGCGGUCCCGGCUAUGAUCAGUGCUACCAGUUAGUCAACGAGCAAUUCGCCAACGUGUACUACAAGGUGAUCAUAGUAUUAUCGCUCAUUACCCAUCUCAUAAUUCGGUUCGCAGAACAACUACGCCUCUGGUGCCGCUUUGCAAAACCUGUACAUGACAUACGGCGGCACGAAUUGGGGGAAUAUGCAUUGUACGAGUACGUGGAUUUUCAUUGGACGUCAGCAGUUCCAAUCAUGCACUGUACAGCAAUAUACUCUAGCUACGACUAUGGAGCUGCUCUUGCAGAAGACAGGACACCGACCCCUAAAUUUGACGAGCUCAAACUGCAGGGCUAUUUCCUACAUGCCUCACCCGACUACCUUCUUGUCGGACGCGUUGGCAAUGGCACGGUCGGCCUCGGCACCGCCUACAGCACUUCCACAGACAUCUACACAACGAAUUUAGAGUCGCCUAAGACCGCCGUCAACUUUUAUAUCGUCCGCCAAAGGACAAAUACCAAAACUACCAACACAGACUUCAAGCUCAGUGUCAACACGACAUUGGAGGGCCGAAUUCUUAUCCCGAAGAACGGCAAUCUGACCUUGGCGGGAAGGGAAAGCAAGAUCAUUGUGACGAACUAUCCGUUCGGAAAGUCGAAAUUGGAGUACUCGACUGCCGAAGUCCUAACAUGGCAAACCUUUGAUUCCCUCGACACAAUUGUUCUGUACUCCCUCAAAGGACAGUAUGUCGAAAUUGCUGUUGAAGUUCCUCCCAAAGUUAAGGUAUCCCACACCGGCUCGACAACCAUAUCGGCCGUUACAACGGGAAAGACCGUUACAAUUUCCGGAUCACCCACCGGUCUUUCAGUGAUCACUUUCGGCAAUACUCGUGUCAUCGUCGGCGAUAAAGAGACAGUCUCCAGUGCUUGGGCUCCACGACUUAUGAGCACAGCAACUGCCAACCAUGCACACUACGAUCUGACGCCAGAAACUCCCUCGGUGCUGAUUUUUGGUCCAUAUCUUGUUCGUUCUGCAAAUGCACACGGGACAACUCUCCAGCUCACUGGAGAUUUGAAUGCGACGACCACUCUCGAUAUAUUUGCAUCGAAAAAAUUCAAUGCAAUUACCUGGAAUGGCGCUCCAGUCCAUGUUAGCCCCAGUGAUAUCGGCAGCUCACGAGGAACACUAAACUUCCCCGCGAAUCUUCCCAAGGCCAAAAUUCCGGUCCUCGCUGAUCUAAACUGGAAAUGCGCGGACUCUUUACCCGAGCUUCAACCUUCAUUUGAUGACAGCACCUGGACAUUGGCCAACAAGACUUCGACGCAAAGGCCCCAGCAACCAACAGGUGGAAAAUUUGUUCUAUAUGCCGGUGAAUAUGGAUAUCAUGCUGGACAAUGGGUUUGGCGCGGUCAUUUCACCGGUGCUGCCACUGGCGUCAAAUUAUCGAUUCAAGGCGGUUUCUCCUUUGGUUACUCCGCUUUUAUCAAUGGGCAUUUUUUGGGUUCCGGACAAGGCAGUUCGAUCUCACAGACUGGUGUGGAUUUGCUGUCCCCAACAUUUAACUUCACCGCUGACCAGUUGGUCGUUGGGGAUAAUGUCCUCACGAUCAUCCAUGACUCAACUGGGCUCAACGAGGACUAUAACAUCGACGAUGAACAUAAAACUCCUCGAGGGAUUCGUGGUUACCAGCUCUUGUCUGAAGAUAACAACGACUUUACCGAGUGGAGGCUCGCUGGAAAUGUCGGCGGGGAGAAUGCACCCGACUAUGUCCGUGGGCCAUAUAACGAGGCACGUGUUUUUCUCUCAACUUCAAUUUUUCGUAUGUUAAUAUAUCGACAGGGUGGAUAUUGGUUUGAACGGGUUGGCACUCAUCUUCCUGGCUACGAUGACUCCAAAUGGACCCCAUCGUGCUCGCCAUUAACGGGCAUCUCCAAAGCAGGUGUCACUGCAUAUAGGACCACAUUCACCCUCGACUUGCCACCAGGCACGGAUAUCCCGCUCGCCUUUGACUUUGCCUUGGACUCCACAGCACCAUAUCGGACGCUGAUAUAUGUCAAUGGAUGGCAAUUUGGUCGUUUCCUUUCAUCACUCGGACCGCAAGUCAGCUAUCCAAUACCAGAGGGAAUCAUCAACCAUCACGGCAAGAAUGAGGUUCUUGUCACUCUCUGGGCAUUAAAUGCAAGCGGCGCCAAACUCUCGAAGCUCCAGCUGAAUAAACGGGCAACUUUGACCUCCAGCAAACCGGCGUCAGUGAAGAUAGUGGCGGCCCCUGGAUGGAAGGAACUGCGAGGGGCCAUUGGUAUUAGAACAAACUGA
Molecule: messenger RNA, 3219 nt
Organism: Mycena indigotica
Lineage: Eukaryota; Fungi; Basidiomycota; Agaricomycetes; Agaricales; Mycenaceae
Product: putative beta-galactosidase A
Exons: 20
Coding region: 1-3219 (1072 amino acids)
Biological process (GO): carbohydrate metabolic process
Cellular component (GO): vacuole
Molecular function (GO): beta-galactosidase activity
Source: RefSeq, a predicted model, not a curated record